Molecule: messenger RNA, 561 nt
Organism: Microthlaspi erraticum
Lineage: Eukaryota; Viridiplantae; Streptophyta; Magnoliopsida; Brassicales; Brassicaceae
Source: the annotation of a GenBank genome assembly
AUGUGCCAUGACAUUUUGCAGUGUCCGGUUAUUCGUAGAGCUCGAGAAGAAUGGGAAAACCAGAAGAGGAGAGAUGAGAAGCCGGAUGGAGGUUUGAUGAGUUACAAAGGAGUGGUCAUCAAUGGACCAAGUGGAGAGAAUGGCAAUGUGAGGAAUUCUCAUACCAACAGUGCCCGCGAUCUUAAGGGAAAAGGAAAGGCGCCUGAGACGAGGGAAGAGAGGGGAAAGAGGCCAGUGGUGUUCCGGGGAAAUGGGAAACACGGUGGGGAAAGCUCAGGGACACAAAACCUGCGCCAUAUAUCCCCCAAGACCAAAGGAAGAGGAUUAACAGACCAACUGCCUUCUAAGAAAGUGAGAAAGGCUAUCGAUUUUACAGCUGCGGUGGAGGGUUUAGAUGAGUCGGGUAACAAGAUCGAAGAAAUGGAAGGUGAGAAGGUCCGGGAAAACGAGAUUCCGGCUAUCUCAAUGAUCCCUGAUCCAACACUGCAAGAGGAGGGAGAAGAUGGUGAAAUCUGGUGGAAUGAAGUGAUUGAAGAGGAAGAAGCUGAGAAGAUAGCAUAG